GCCUCGGGCUCCGCCCACAGCGCGCGGGGGGCGGGGCGUCGCGAAGAUCAGCUGACCCCGGCAGGCUACGGACCUUGAAGCAGAGCACCGCUGUGGAUCCUCAUCUGAACGGACCUUUGCCAGCCUCCGAACUGUCUCCAUACACCUGCACCUUCUCCCCUGCUGGGACCCUCCCUCUGCAGCCAUGGUCUGGAGGAUGCUGGGCGCAAGCAACUUUUCCAUGUGUCCCAAUGGCUCCAUCCAGUGGAUCUGGGAUGUGUUUGGUGAAUGUGCUCAGGAUGGCUGGGAUGAGGCCAGCGUGGGCCUGGGCUUGGUCUCCAUUCUCUGCUUUGCCGCAUCUACCUUCCCCCAAUACAUCAAGGCCUGCAAGACGGGAAACAUGGACCAGGCCCUAUCGCUGUGGUUCCUUCUAGGCUGGAUCGGUGGAGAUUCCUGCAACCUUAUUGGCUCCUUCCUUGCAGAUCAGCUACCCCUGCAGACCUACACAGCUGUGUACUAUGUCUUGGCCGACCUCCUGAUGCUGACCCUGUACUUCCAUUACAAGUUCAAGAAUCGGUCUUCUCCAUUGUCUGCCCCUAUCAACUCUGUGCUCUUGUUCCUCUUGGGGACCGUCUGUAUCACACCACUGUUACGCAUCGCUGAUCCUGUAGCUGUCUCCAGGGAAGGCUUCCGGGGACGGACACUCUUGUCUGUGGAUCCAGGCAAUAAGCCCUUUACAAAGAAGGAGGUCAUCGGCUUUGUCAUCGGCUCCAUCUCCAGCGUGCUGUACCUGCUCUCAAGGCUGCCUCAGAUCCGUACCAAUUUCCUACGGCAGUCAACCCAAGGCAUUUCCUACUCACUGUUUGCGUUGGUGAUGCUGGGGAACACGUUGUACGGACUGAGCGUGCUGCUCAAGAACCCUGAGGUGGGCCAGAGCGAGGGCAGCUACCUGCUGCACCACCUGCCCUGGCUCGUGGGCAGCCUGGGCGUGCUGCUGCUUGACUCCAUUAUCUCCAUCCAGUUCCUGGUGUACAGGCGCCACACCACUGCUGCUGCCUCGGAGAGAGAGCCCCUCCUCCCAAGCUGACCUGUGCCCUGGAUGACGGGAACCUCAGCUGCCAUCCCAGAGAGGGCAAGGCAUGGGCCUUGAUCCUGCCUCCACCGCUGGACUGGGCCUAGGAUGUGGCCUGAGGGAGGCCUGGAACCCCUUCAUGCCUGGCCUUCAGACAGAUCUGGAGUUGGAUCAUGCUAUGCCGGGACAUACCUCUCAGGUGUAAGACAGCUGCCCGAGGAGCCUACAGGGACCAAAAGCUGAGACCUCAGAAGAUGGUGUGGCCACCUCCCAUCCACCUACCUCAAUCUGCCUGUGUACCCCAGGCUACAUCAGCCAGGGGACUCAGGGUUGUUCCUCUGACUGGACACAACCUAGUAAAUGAUACUUUCCAGCUGGGCCUGUUUCUGCUGCUCCUUCCCACGGUGCUCGGGGUCUGGGCAGGGACCCAGGGUAAGUCCAGAGUGGUGGGGGAAUCGUGUCCAGCAUCCAUGGACUCUUGACUUUCUAACUUUCAUCUCUCUGUCCUCUUGUAGACAGGCCCUACCCUGGUGGUGGGACAUGGCAGCAAAUAGGGACAUAUCAGUGGGUCCCCUGCUCCUGAGGCUCUGGAAGAGGCAGAUAACUAGGUGGGGUUUGGUCAGACAUCCCCAGAGGCUUGGCAUGACCAUGCUACUGCUUCCUGCAUCCUCUCUAGGGUUGUAUGAGGUUAGGUGGACAGCCCAAAGAGAGGCCUGUGGUCAGGUGUCUUCUUGUACAGUCAGAACUCAGUGAAGGUCACCUUGGAGGUAGAGAGGAGGGACAGACUGGUGCCCUCCUGAAGAAGAUGGUGACUAGAAGCAUGGGUAGAGGACGGUAGGAGACGGGGCACAGGGUGGUGACGCCAGAAAGGAAGGGAUAAAGAUUGAUUCCCGCUCACUGUUCCAACUUCCUGUAGGCCACCGCCUUCUGGUGACUUGGGGGCAGAGAACCAGCUACCUUCCCUGUUAGCCCUAGCUCAUUCACAUACAUUAUUUUAGGUCCAGAAGAGGCCACCUGACAGGGACAGACGGAGGGCAGCCACCUCCGAGUGCUCUUUGAGCUGCUCUGCCCGCAGCUGCAGAGAGAGGGUCCUGACACAGACCCAGGCAAGGCAUGCGGUGCUCCCAGCCCACUGCUGGCGUCAGGUGAUCUUUGCAGCUAGAUAUCUAGCCCCAUCCCAUCUUAGGACCUGGCUCUCUGUCACUUUCCUAGGGUUGGAUGGCACCUUUCCAAGCCUGAAGGUCUGGGACCUCAGUGUGACACAUGACCCCAAGUACAGGCCUGAACUGUAGCUAUGUGGGCAGGAGAAAAUGAAAUGACAGCCCUGCCCCCUGAGAAGCCCUCAUCCCUCUCUCCAGCAGGGGUGACAUCCCUUCACGGGGGGGAGAUGUGUUUUGCCUGUGGGGAAUGCCUGUCUGACAGAGGAGGUGUGGUCUCUACUCAGGGACAGUCAGGCUGCAGCUUACCUAGCCCUGAUCUGUCCAGUAAGGGCCGCAGAAGGGGGCUUUGCAGAGCCUGGCAAGUGGUUCAUGGACUUCAGGGUCUCAUGCCUGCCUCAGCCAGUGGUGAGCCUUGUGACUUGGGCCAACUCGCUAAGCCUGGCGUCCUCUCCCACAACACUAAAAACCGUGUUACUGACCUUAGAAGCCGUUUGUGCUGACUGCAUGAGAUGCACUUUUGGGUUUAUGUCCUGGUGUCUGUCAGUCACAUGGGUGAAGAAAUGGUAACCACGAUAGUGUGUUUAGGCAGCUUACUUCCCCUCAGGCGCCUGUGAGACAGCCAGUUUGACUAGCAGGACCUGCUGUGGUGACAGCCCCAGAUGCCUGCCUUUUCUUCUUGCUGCUUGUCACAGGUCAAGAAGUGGCGGGAGGCUUAUCUUCAUGUGUGGCCUGGAGGUACCCUCAGGCCUCAUGUGUGGGCAUUUGGUUCCAGUCCAGGCUCAGUCACAGAAAUGGAAAUAUACCUGCCAGGAUGGUCUCCCUCAAGCUACUCAAAGGGAGGGGAGGCUGGACCAUGUGCCUGCAAGGACUCCUCCUAUAGUGUCAGAUAGUAAGGGUGUGUGUGUGUGUGUGUGUGUGUGUGUGUGUGUGUGUGUGUGUGUGUGUGUGUGUGUGUAUUUAUUUUGGUUUUUCGAGACAGGGUUUCUCUGUAUUGUUUUGGAGGUUGUCCUGGAACUCACUCUGUAGACCAAGCUGGCCUCGAAUUUACAGAGAUCCUCUUGCCUCUGCCUGCGGGGUGAUAAAAUUAAAGGUGUGCACCACCACAGCCUGUCAAAUUGCAAUAUUCUGUAAUGGAGUGUCUGAUCACCCAAGGAAGUCCUUUUCCCAAGGUCAGGCAUUUAGACAAGUCCCCAUUUCCUCAGGGGCUCGAAAGUUCCUGCUUGCUAAAAAGGGAGACAAAUAUCUCUGGCAAGAGGAACUUGUGGCCCUUCCAUUAACAUAUGACUGGUGUCUACUGUCAAGAUCAAAGCUAGCUUCCUCAACCCAAUAGCAAGCCAUACCCCAGCUCAUAGGCCUCGUUCUCUCAUGUACUCCUGCGUGCAACUAUAGAGUUUAAAAGGUGUAUUCUUUUUUUCAAUAAACUCUCACACAUCA
Mesocricetus auratus (golden hamster) is the source of this 3645-nucleotide messenger RNA. RefSeq names its product solute carrier family 66 member 1 (gene Slc66a1). The record is from RefSeq and is a predicted model, not a curated record. NCBI's taxonomy places the organism in Eukaryota, Metazoa, Chordata, Mammalia, Rodentia, Cricetidae. The transcript is spliced from 8 exons. The coding region runs from base 185 to 1066 and encodes 293 amino acids.